Messenger RNA from Serpula lacrymans var. lacrymans S7.9, 372 nucleotides. RefSeq lists its product as uncharacterized. The transcript has a single exon. Lineage: Eukaryota; Fungi; Basidiomycota; Agaricomycetes; Boletales; Serpulaceae. The record is from RefSeq and is a predicted model, not a curated record. The coding region runs from base 1 to 372 and encodes 123 amino acids.
AUGUUUCCCAGAGGUGCCCUGGGUCAUCAAACCACCAUAAUCACUCUCACAGGUUCAAGCCAUUCGGGCUGCAGCCAGGACAGGGUGCUCCUAUGGAUAUCGGCGCGGUCCAAGGCGGACAGAUGCGCAGAUUCAAGGGCAACUGUUACAACUGUGGCCAAGAGGGACACAUGUCCUGAGAUUGCAAAAAUGGGGCGCAGGCCGCCCAACAAAAAAAUAAUCAAGGGCGCCGGGGCUCGCCAAUUAGAAGCAGAGAAACCAGAUGAUUGGCUCCAGACUCUGGCCAGUCGUUCAUACGACGAGAUCCGGGCCUUUUUUUACGAUCAGCAGGUUGCUGAAAUGAAGACCCAGGGAAAAGAGUUUGGAGCUUAG